Messenger RNA from Acomys russatus (golden spiny mouse), 1290 nucleotides. It is a transcript of the gene Ngf, whose product is annotated as nerve growth factor. The transcript has 3 exons. The record is from RefSeq and is a predicted model, not a curated record. Gene Ontology annotation, molecular function: growth factor activity; nerve growth factor receptor binding. Gene Ontology annotation, biological process: cell surface receptor protein tyrosine kinase signaling pathway; positive regulation of collateral sprouting; memory. The coding region runs from base 188 to 913 and encodes 241 amino acids. Lineage: Eukaryota; Metazoa; Chordata; Mammalia; Rodentia; Muridae.
UCUGCGCUCCAGCACAGCAGAGAGCGCCUGGAGCCUGAGGGGAACGCAUCGAGUUUUGGCCUCUGGUCGUGCAGUCCAGGGGGCUGGAUGGCAUGCUGGACCCAAGCUUACCUCAGUGUCUGGGCCCAAUAAAGGCUUUGCCAAGGACGCAGCUUUCUAUCCUGGCCAAUCUGAGGUGCAUAGCGUAAUGUCCAUGUUGUCCUACACUCUGAUCACAGCUUUUUUGAUCGGCGUACAGGCAGAACCAUACACAGAUGGCAAUGUCCCAGAAGGAGACUUCGUCCCCCAAGCCCACUGGACUAAACUUCAGCACUCCCUUGACACAGCCCUUCGCAGAGUCCGCAGCGCCCCUGCUGCACCAAUAGCCGCCCGUGUGACAGGGCAGACCCGCAACAUCACUGUAGACCCCAGACUGUUCAAGAAGCGGAGACUCCGGUCACCCCGUGUGCUCUUUAGCACCCAGCCCCCACCCAUCUCUUCAGACUCCCUGGAUCUGGACUUCCAGGCCCAUGGUUCAAUCUCCUUCAACAGGACUCACAGGAGCAAGCGCUCAGCCACCCACCCGGUCUUCCACAUGGGGGAGUUCUCGGUGUGUGACAGUGUCAGUGUGUGGGUUGGGGAUAAGACCACAGCCACGGACAUCAAGGGCAAGGAGGUGACAGUAUUGGGCGAGGUGAACAUUAACAACAGUGUAUUCAAACAGUACUUUUUCGAGACCAAGUGCCGAGCCCCCAAUCCCGUUGAGACUGGGUGCCGGGGCAUUGACUCCAAGCACUGGAACUCUUACUGCACCACAACCCACACCUUUGUCAAGGCCUUGACAACAGAUGACAAACAGGCUGCCUGGAGGUUCAUCCGGAUAGACACAGCCUGUGUGUGUGUGCUCAGCAGGAAGGCCGCAAGAAGAGGCUGAUCUACCGGGGACAGCCCCCCUUCCCCACUUGCCCCCUCUACACUCUCCUGGGCCCCUCCCUACCUCAGCCUGUAAAUUAUUUUAAAUUAUAAGGACUGCAUGGUAAUUUAUCGUUUAUACAAGUUUAAAGUCAUUAUUUAUUAAAUUUUCAGAGCAUUCUGUGUACCCUCACUUGAGUCCUUUUCCUCGGUAAGAGCACCCACAAAUUUUAGGAGUGUGCAGGAUGAAAUGUCCCCAGCCAUUCCUGGCUCCAGAGGCUGUCUGUAACCCUCAUUUCCCAGCCAGCACUGCUCCAGGGCUAGCUAACUGGUUUCAGACACUACCCUGCACCCACCAUGAUUACUAAGGGAAGCCAGCCUGCAGGCUCUGUUCCACAU